This is a messenger RNA of Cuscuta europaea, 784 nucleotides long. NCBI's taxonomy places the organism in Eukaryota, Viridiplantae, Streptophyta, Magnoliopsida, Solanales, Convolvulaceae. The record is from the annotation of a GenBank genome assembly.
AUACACUGUGACGAGUUACGGAGCAAAACCUAACGGCGGCGGCUCGCCGCUGGAAGACAGCCUCAAAAGUGCAUGGGUCAAGGCGUGUAAAUCGAAUGGUCCGGUAACCAUCAACGUGGCGGAGGGAGUCUUCAAUGAAGGCGCCGUCACUAUCGACGGCACUGAUUGCGGAAACAAGAAUGGCAUAACAUUCCAAAUCAUCGGAGAACAUCUGGCUCCUGACUAUACACACUUCGGAGACGACGACUGCGAAGCGUGGGUCAUGUUCGCCCAUGUCACUAACGUUACCAUUACCGGCGGUAUCCUAAACGCCACGGGUCAAUAUCUCUGGGAUUGCAAAAAAGCCGGAGGUCACUGCCCCAACGGAGCUAAGACAUUGGCUGUUUUCAACUCCGAUGGUGUGCAGAUUAGGGGAGUAACCUUAUAUGAUAGUCAAAUGUUUCACUUGGCGAUUUUAGGGAGUAGCAAUGUGUUGAUGGAAGACUUAACGAUAAAAGCGGCAGAGAGUAGCCCUAACACAGACGGAAUACACAUCUCAACUUCCUCUCACGUUAACAUCACUGGUAAAACCGUUAUAGGGACCGGGGACGAUUGUGUCUCUCUUGGUCCCGGCUCCAAGAACGUGUGGAUUGAGAACGUCAUAGCUGGUCCCGGGCACGGAAUAAGCAUAGGGAGUCUAGGGCGAGAAAACAUUGAGGACUCAGUGGAACACAUACACGUACAAAAUGUUCAUUUGGAGGGAACGCAGAACGGUGUGAGGAUCAAGACGUUUGCGAACAAUAAG